This is a messenger RNA of Silurus meridionalis, 4254 nucleotides long. It is a transcript of the gene itgb1a, whose product is annotated as integrin, beta 1a. The transcript is spliced from 17 exons. Bases 302 to 2707 code for a protein of 801 amino acids. The record is from RefSeq and is a predicted model, not a curated record. Gene Ontology annotation, biological process: cell adhesion mediated by integrin; integrin-mediated signaling pathway; cell-matrix adhesion. Gene Ontology annotation, cellular component: integrin complex; focal adhesion; cell surface. Lineage: Eukaryota; Metazoa; Chordata; Actinopteri; Siluriformes; Siluridae. Gene Ontology annotation, molecular function: fibronectin binding; C-X3-C chemokine binding; integrin binding.
CUCGCUCUCUCUCUCUCGCUCUCUGAAGCCGCACACACAGACACACACAUUUAUGAGGACCGGUGGUUGAGUGUUAGCGGUGGUAAGUCAGUAGGAGUGUUAAAAUGAGAUGAGAGGAAUAAUCGGGCUGUUGUGUGAUUACUGAUUGGAAGCGGUGAUCAAGCUUAGGUCAGUUCGGCUCGGAUCGGUUCUACUCGGCUCGGCUCGGCUCGGUUCCGCGGAGGGAUUUCAUCUCGAGCUUUAUUUCCAGUCUGGAUAAACGGAAAAGAAACGCGUAUGAGGCCUCGGGAGUGAAGAACAAAUGAUGGACCUUAAACUACUUUUUAUAUCAGCAUUCUUAGGCAUCAUAUGCUACAGCAGUGCCCAGCCAGAGGGGAACGAGCGCAUCAAGGUUAUUGCCGAGUCCUGCGGUGACUGCAUCCAAGUCGGAGCCGAGUUUGGGUGGUGCACAGCUACAGAUUUCCUGAAGCAGGGCGAGCCCACAUCAGCACGCUGUGAUGAGCUCGAGUCCCUGAAGAAGAGAGGAUGUUCACUGGCCAUGAUUGAAAACCCUCAGGGAAAACUGAAAAUCCUUAAAAACAAAAAUGUGACCAACCGCAUAAAAGGAGGCGAGAAGCUCAAACCUGAGGACAUCACCCAGAUCCAGCCACAGAAACUUGCGGUCAGCCUGAGAUCUGGACAACCACAAACAAUUGAUCUAAAGUUUAAAAGAGCAGAAGACUAUCCCAUUGACCUCUACUACCUUAUGGACUUGUCCUAUUCCAUGAAGGAUGACCUGGAAAAUGUCAAAAACCUGGGCACCAGCCUGAUGCUUAAGAUGUCCAAUAUCACAUCAGACUUUAGAAUUGGUUUUGGCUCGUUCGUGGAGAAGACGGUCAUGCCCUACAUCAGCACCACCCCUGCCAAACUUCUGAACCCCUGCACCGGGGACCAAAACUGCACAAGUCCUUUCAGCUACAAGAAUGUGCUGAAACUAACGAGCAACGGUAAGCAGUUCAACACACUGGUGGGGCAGCAACAAAUCUCAGGCAAUCUGGACUCUCCAGAGGGCGGCUUCGACGCCAUUAUGCAAGUGGCUGUGUGUGGGGAGCACAUUGGCUGGAGAAACGUCACUCGUUUGCUGGUGUUUUCUACGGACGCAGGAUUCCACUUUGCAGGAGAUGGAAAACUGGGUGGAAUUGUGCUGCCUAAUGAUGGCAAAUGUCACCUGGAAAACAACAUGUACACCAUGAGCCAUUAUUAUGAUUACCCUUCAAUAGCACAUCUGGUGCAGAAACUAAGUGAAAACAACAUCCAGACCAUCUUCGCCGUCACUGAGGAAUUUCAGCCUGUUUAUAAAGAAUUGAAAAACCUCAUUCCAAAGUCUGCAGUGGGAACAUUGUCCGCGAACUCCAGCAACGUGAUCAACCUUAUUAUCGAUGCAUACAAUUCUCUGUCUUCAGAGGUGAUUCUUGAGAACAGCAAGCUGCCUGAAGGAGUCACAAUUGCAUAUCAAUCACGCUGUAAGAAUGGAAUCGUGAGCACUGGAGAGGACGGGCGCAAAUGCUCCAACAUCUCAAUUGGAGAUGAGGUCUCCUUCAGCAUAAACAUCACAGUUAAUGGCUGCCCCAAACAAGGCAAGUCUCAGACCUUAAAGAUCAGACCUCUUGGGUUCACUGAGGAAGUGGAGAUCGAACUGAGCUUUAUCUGUGACUGCGAUUGCCAGAAGAAAGGAAUCCCGAACAGCGAUCUUUGCCAUAACGGCAACGGCACCUUCGAAUGUGGUGCCUGCAGGUGCAAUAAGGAUCGAAUUGGGCGAGAGUGCGAGUGCUGGAAAGACGAAGUGUCCAGUGAGGACCUUGAAAAGACAUGUCGCAAGGACAACAGCACCGAUCUCUGCAGCAACAACGGCGAGUGCGUGUGUGGCAAGUGCGAAUGUAAGAAGAAGGACAACCCAGUGGAGUACUACAGCGGCGAGUACUGCGAGUGCGACAACUUCAACUGCGACCGCUCCAACAACAAGCUCUGUGGAGGACAUGGCCGCUGCGAAUGCCGAGUCUGUAUUUGUGACGCUAACUACACAGGAAGUGCUUGUGACUGCUCCUUAGAUACAUCGACAUGUCUGGCCUCCAAUAAUCAGAUCUGUAACGGCAGAGGCAAUUGUGAAUGUGGAACCUGUAGGUGCACUGAUCCUAAAUUCCAGGGACCCACAUGUGAGAUCUGCCCCACCUGUCCAGGAGUCUGCACUGAACACAAGGCAUGUGUGCAAUGCCGAGCCUUCGGUACGGGAGAAAAGGUGGACACUUGUGAAAAAGAAUGCGACUACUUCAAACUAAUUAAGGUGAAACACACAGACGCCCUUCCUCAGCCUGUACAAGCCUUUCCGCUCAUGCACUGCAAGGAAAGAGAUGCUAACGACUGCUGGUUCUACUACACCUACUCCGUCACGAACCAAACCGAAGUCCAUGUGGUCGAGACUUUAGAAUGCCCAGCUGGUCCUGAUAUCAUCCCAAUCGUAGCUGGAGUGGUUGCAGGAAUCGUGCUGAUUGGGCUAGCCCUUCUUUUAAUCUGGAAAUUGCUCAUGAUCAUUCAUGACCGUCGUGAGUUUGCCAAGUUUGAGAAAGAGAAAAUCAAUGCCAAAUGGGAUAUGCAAGAUAAUCCAAUUUACAAGAGUCCUGUUAAUAAGUUCCAGAACCCAAACUAUGGACAUAAAAGUGCAGCUCUUUAAGGUGAAAAUCCGAUCUACAAGAGCGCCGUCACGACCGUCAUCAAUCCGAAAUAUGAAGGGAAAUAAUGCCCGUCCCUCCUGUGUGCUCCGAGCAGUAUUCUCUAUUUCUCUUUUCAUAUUUCUCCCAUUUAAAUCUCUUUUCCUUUGUUGUAGAAAUGUGCAUUUAUAUUGUAGCACUGCUUUAGCACACAGCAUUUAGCGCCUGCUCUGUUUGUUUGUUUUUCCCAAACCUGUACAGUUUGUAAAGACUUUAUCAGCAUCUAAAGUAUUUGUUCAGAGAUACUGUUUGUAUUCUCUCCAUUUUUUGUUUCACACAUUUUGUGUGGCAAACUCCUGAAACCUCCGUGAUAUAAUGACAGCUUUUAACCCUUCAUAAGCAUUACAUAAGGUACAAAGUGAACCAUUUAUAACAACAAUUAUCCACAUCAGUCUUUAUUUCUGUUAGAGAAUUCUGCUGCAGCGUUUCACCGAGACUGUGUAACGUCUGACAUGACAAUCAGGAGUCUUUUCUUUUUGUGCCAAUAACAGAGACGCUUGCUCAGCAUGUAUUCGGAGGCAUGUUAUGUGCUUUUAUGUUCUUUUGUUUUUUUGCUUUUUAGUGUUUUGAAAUAUUUGUGACCUCUGCAGCAAAUCCAUGCCAUGCUCACAGACGCUUUAGGGGCAUUUCGGUCGGAUUCUCUUCCUCAUUCUAACCGUCUACCGCAAAUGAUAUUAUAUAUCGAGCAAUUUUGCAACUUUAUGCAUAUCUGACUUCAACCUGUGUCUGAUCAUUUACUUCACUGAGAGAUGUUUGUAUGUAGUUCUGAAAUCAGUAUUCCUACUGAUGUCUGUCCUUCAAGCCUCCGAAAAACAAACAAUAAAUGUGAUUACGAAAGAAAAAUCUAGUACACCAUAAGCAAAUGCCAGUUGCAGAUUCAGGAAAUGAAUCCUAAAUUGCCAUUGGUAUUAUAAUUGUAAGAUAUUAUAGGAAAACUCCUAUUUUGCCACCUUGUUUAAAAACAUUGUGGGCAUGUCAGACUGAAUAAUGAGUGUAUGAUUGACACAUCGACAACACACAUCUAGCUGAUUUACGUCAACAUGCAAGUUUAAACCUUAUGCAUAUGCAAACAGAUUUAUGCAUAUGCAAACAGAUUCAUGCAUAUGCAAAUGUUUUUCUUUAAUACAGCGAAAUGUUCUCUCAGCAGAAGUGUUAUAUGAAUACAUAUCUCUGCUUUAAAUGUUUUUAAACCACUGAUGCAAUUCUUUUUAAAGAAGAAACUACUAGGUUAGUGAAAACGUCUAUGGUACACGGUUGUGGUUAAAACAACCACACAAGCUAUUUGUGGAUAAUGUUUCAAAGUGUUUGCUUUUAAAAUGAAGCAAUUGGAAUCGUCUUUCUCGCUAUUACCGAGACAUAUAAUUGAAAAACGGAGACUUUUGAUGUAUAAUGCAGUAUAAUGUCACCCUGCAAUCCCGAGCAAAUCCUUUGUUUUUAAGUGCCUUUUUAACAUUUUCACUAUUGCCAUGCUGUUUUGAAUGUAUUUAUUAAAAUCCGACUCUUAAAAACA